Lachancea thermotolerans CBS 6340 is the source of this 2043-nucleotide messenger RNA. RefSeq lists its product as uncharacterized. The record is from RefSeq and is a predicted model, not a curated record. The coding region runs from base 1 to 2043 and encodes 680 amino acids. The transcript has a single exon. Lineage: Eukaryota; Fungi; Ascomycota; Saccharomycetes; Saccharomycetales; Saccharomycetaceae.
AUGGAUAGGCAGGGCAUUGGAUUGACUGACUCCGAGGAGCACACACGACAGGGGAAUGCCAGAGAAUGCUGUCCAAGAGAUGAGAUUUUAAGCAGCAGUGGGACAGCAAUAGAUGGCAGCUCGGCCGACGUAUAUGAGAUGCAUUCAAUGGAAGACAUUGAUAAUCAAGGGCACUCGAAAGACUCCAAUGAGAGAGAGGAGUGGGUGUACUUAGAGGAUUCCAAUAUCGUCACUAGAUUUUUCAAGAGGCUGUGGAACGGUCCAAGGGUUGCAAAAGACAUGCGGCCGACGUUUCCCGAUAGAUGGGAAUUUACUCGGAGAAUCGACUCCUUCCCUGAGGCAGUCUUUAGAAAGCGAUUCCCAAGGCUAAGCGUUCGUUUGUGCAUUCUGGUAGUAUACUGCUGCCUCUGGAGCGCUAUUAUCUUUGCCUUUAUGCACUACUAUUUCGGGAGUCCUCCAACAUACUACCGUAGCAAUGGUGAAAAAGUACCCAUAAAGACAAUAUCAUGUUCUUCAACAUUGUUUUGGAAGGGCAAAAAUAACAAGUGCGGCCUAGGAGCCGCAGCCUGCAAACCUUUUGAUAACGAAGAAGUUUACGUACGUUGUCCAGCUUUAUGUGAUCGAGGCGGAUGGACGUAUUCUGCUAUCAACGUCGGGGACAGAAGAGUUAAACACACAGGAUUCGAAAUCGGUGGAGGUGAGCUUCAUGAGGGAGAAUUGUUAUCAUAUCCUUACAGAGCAGACUCAUUCGCGUGCGGCGCCGCAGUGCAUGCAGGAGUUGUCUCCCCCUUCGUUGGUGGAUGUGCAAGGGUUAGCAUGGAAGGCGCUCAAUCAUCGUUUGAGUCAAAAAAAGGCAGAUAUGGCACAGAUCCUUCGGUCAAGUUUGACUCUUUCUUUCCUUCGUCAUUCAGCUUCAGGCAGUUGAUAGAAGGAUACAGUUCUAGGUGUUACGAUCCUAGAAUUCCUGUUUUAAUUAUCAAUAUCGUGCUCGGUUUACCCAUUUUCUACUUGUACGAAGGAAUUUAUGGAUACUGGAUAAUAACAAUUGUUGGGUACUGGACUCUAGUGUUGUUUCUAGAUCCUCCGAUAAUUGUUGAUCCAUAUUCUCCAGAAACGGCGUUCGAGUUACUGAGCGUUGGCUUCCAGCGACUAUUACCCUUGGGUUUUGUACUUUAUGUUCUGUGGAAGUGUUCAGUGAAAAGAACCUUGACUGAUGGCUCGCCCCUAGUAAAGGUAUUAUGUUGGUUUCCUACGUUCUGGCUAGGUGUGAUGAAUGUCGUUACUUUCGACAGACUACCAGUUGAUAGAUUAAUUAUAAGCGACCUCAAGGAACAGGCGGGUGCAAUGACUGCAGUAGGCUCAAUUAUUACCUUGAUUGUUGUUUGUGCAGUAAUACAAGCAUAUUCUUUGUGGAAAUCUGGCAGGUUCAGAAAAUAUCUGGUGAUUUACUGUCUUUUUAUUAGUGCGCUUGCAACAUUGGGCAUGCUUCCCGGCCUGUCCCUGAGGAUCCAUCAUUAUAUCCUAGGUAUUUUGCUUGUGCCAGGUUGCGCAACCAGAGGAGCCUCCGCAUACCUUUUCCAAGGCAUUUUGAUUGGGCUUGUGCUUUCGGGCGUGAGCAGGUGGGAUUUUGCAAGCAUUGUCGAAACAAAAGUGGCUUUGUUGAGAGGGGAAGCAGGCGGUUCAUGGAAGCCUCCGACAAUGAACUAUAAUGAAGAGCACCCAACUAAAAUUUCGUGGCAGGUCGAAAACUCCACAACUCAAUCGUUUGAUGUGCUUGAUGCAUAUUCUUUACUUAUAAAUGAUAUUGAGCAAUACGUCGGGCAAAACACUACUAUCGACCUGGAGAAGAUUAUCCAGGAGGAUGGCUUCCUCUCUGAAUAUGUGAACUCUACCGUUUCUUCAAAAGGAUCUGUAAAAUUGUAUCUGAGAGUCGCGAGAGCUUCAUUGAAGGCACCCAGGAAAUCCCAUGGUGACUAUACCAAUGCUGCAGUAUUAGAGUGGCCACAAGGUAUCUAUCAUGGCCCUUUGCCGGGUGUUUCUUGA